This is a messenger RNA of Pleuronectes platessa (European plaice), 5286 nucleotides long. It is a transcript of the gene ndst1a, whose product is annotated as N-deacetylase/N-sulfotransferase (heparan glucosaminyl) 1a. The coding region runs from base 791 to 3460 and encodes 889 amino acids. Gene Ontology annotation, cellular component: Golgi apparatus. Gene Ontology annotation, molecular function: heparan sulfate N-sulfotransferase activity; deacetylase activity. The record is from RefSeq and is a predicted model, not a curated record. The transcript is spliced from 15 exons. NCBI's taxonomy places the organism in Eukaryota, Metazoa, Chordata, Actinopteri, Pleuronectiformes, Pleuronectidae.
UGUGGCAUGUGAACAUCCUCAACAUCUAAACAGCUCUGCCCGCCUACCUAACUCCAUCUUUGGGUGGAAACUAGGAAUGCAUUGCCAGGGUUCUGGGUCAUCUCUAUUUCAAUUCAUUAAAUUGCACCAGGGCCUUGUGAAUCCACCGUAGCAAACUGACCACAGCUGAUGGCACACUUCUUCUCCAUUUUGAAUUGCUGUGGUGGAAAGAACUGUAACGGUGCUGACCCGAGUUUUAGCUUCAAGGGUAUCCCCCUCCACUGAUCCGAAGCGGUGCAGUAACUGCCCAGCCUGCUGUCUCUCAUCCAUCCUGGGUGGUAGAGAGGUCAAGAGUUUCGAUCCUGAGGAAAUGGUGCUGUUGAGAUGACCUGGGUGACCUCACUUUCCUCCCGAGAUCAUUCUCCAAUCAAAAGACUGCAGCAAAAUCUAGUCGGCACAUGGUUGGCAGGUUCGCAUGAUGGACAGGUGAUGGAGUCUUCCAUCAUCUUUCUGCACUAGUGACUCGGCCUGCCAAAUCUCCUUCUGAGGCAUCAGUGUGUACCAGUGGUCCGAGGCCCCCCAUUUCUUUGCCAUGGUGACAUAAGAAGCGCUGCAAUAUGAGGGAGAGCCAACGUGAGACCGUCUCAUUUCUUUCUCCAGUAGCUGCUGCAGCUGGUACCUUAACGCCAUUUGUAUUUCGCUCCAUAGCAAGACUCGCUUUGUUGUGAAUAAUCGCUGCUCGCUGUUUUUGACGCACACCAAGAGAGACUGCCCCCAAGGCGUGUUGCUGGGCCGGUGUGGGGGCGAGACGAUGCUGGGAUGUGUGACACGCCUCCGUCGGCUGGUCCGUCUCCUCCCCCUGCAGACCUCCCUCCUCCUCCUCUUCCUCUUCUGCACCGUCAGCGUCUGCAUCUCUGCCUACUUCCUCUAUGGCGUCAAGCGAGAGCUGGAGCCAUCGGGAGGGGGCGUGUCUGGAGCCGAAGGUGCGUCCGCCGACUCCGAUGACCCGAGGGUCACGCCGUCCAGACUGCUGCCUCUCCAGGGCAUUUCCGGGGGCCCCGGGGUGGAUCCCGGAGGGGCCAGGACAGAUCCUGUGGUUCUGGUGUUUGUGGAAAGCCAGUAUUCUCAACUGGGUCAGGAGAUUGUGGCCAUUCUGGAGUCCGGCCGGUUCAGGUACCGGACUGAGAUCUCUCCCGGUAAAGGGGACAUGCCCACGUUGACAGACAAAGAGCGAGGCCGUUUCACACUGGUGAUUUAUGAGAACAUCCUCAAGUAUGUCAACUUGGACGCCUGGAACCGAGAGCUGCUGGACAAAUACUGCGUGGAAUAUGGAGUGGGCAUCAUUGGCUUCUUCAAGGCCAAUGAAAACAGUCUGCUCAGUGCACAGCUGAAAGGCUUCCCCCUCUUUCUGCACUCUAACUUGGGUCUGAAGGACUGCACGGUCAACCCCAAGUCCCCUCUGCUCUUUAUAACUCGAUCGGGGCAGCCCCUGCCAGGUCCUCUCCCGGGGGACGACUGGACCGUUUUCCAGUCCAACCACUCAACAUACGAGCCCGUGCUGCUGGCCAAGACCCAAUCGGCCGAGAGCAUUGCGUCGAUGGGGCAGAACGCCGCCCUGCUCCCAUCUGUGGUGCAGGACCUGGGGCUCCACGAUGGCAUCCAGAGGGUCCUGUUCGGUAACAACUUGGUCUUCUGGCUGCACAAGCUGGUGUUUGUGGAUGCUGUUGCUUUUCUGACAGGGAAGCGCCUCUCGCUGUCCCUGGAGCGCUACAUGCUGGUGGACAUAGAUGACAUCUUUGUGGGCAAAGAGGGCACGCGCAUGAAGGUGCCUGAUGUAAAGGCCCUGCUGGAGACACAGAGGGAGCUGCGCACCCAUGUGCCCAACUUCACCUUCAAUCUGGGCUUCUCAGGGAAAUUCUUUCACGCUGGCUCUGAUGAGGAGGACCUGGGAGACGACCUGCUGCUUUCCUACGUGAAGGAGUUUUGGUGGUUUCCUCACAUGUGGAGCCACAUGCAGCCACAUCUAUUCCACAACCAGUCGGUGUUGGCUGAGCAGAUGUUGCUCAACAAGAAAUUUGCUAUGGAACACGGGAUCCCCACUAACAUGGGCUACGCGGUAGCGCCACACCACUCAGGCGUCUACCCUGUCCACAUUCAGCUGUACGAUGCCUGGAAGAAGGUGUGGGGCAUCAAAGUGACGAGCACAGAGGAGUACCCGCACCUGAAGCCUGCUCGCUUCCGGCGAGGUUUCAUCCACAGCGGCAUUAGUGUGCUGCCCAGGCAGACAUGCGGCCUUUUCACACACACUAUCUUCUACAAAGACUACCCAAGCAGUCCCAAUGAACUAGACAAACUCAUCAACGGAGGAGAACUCUUCCAAACCGUUCUGCUGAACCCAAUCAGUAUCUUCAUGACCCAUCUGUCCAACUAUGGGAACGAUCGCCUCGGCCUGUACACCUUUAAAAGCCUGGUGAUGUUCGUGCAGACGUGGACCAAUUUAAAGAUGCAGACGCUGCCGCCUAUUCAACUGGCUCAGAAGUACUUCAGCCUGUUCCCCUCUGAGAGGGACCCCCUCUGGCAGGAUCCCUGCGAGGACAAAAGGCACAAGGACAUCUGGUCCAAAGAGAAAACAUGUGACCGCUUCCCCAAACUGCUCGUCAUCGGCCCUCAAAAGACAGGCACAACAGCACUCUACCUGUUUCUUGGCAUGCACCCCGACCUGACCAGUAACUACCCCAGCAAGGAGACCUUUGAGGAGAUCCAGUUCUUCAAUGGACACAACUACCACAGAGGCAUCGACUGGUACAUGGAGUACUUCCCUCUGCCCUCCAACACCAGUUCAGACUACUACUUUGAGAAGAGCGCCAACUACUUUGACUCUGAAGUGGCCGCUGAGCGAGCCGCAGCUCUCCUGCCCAAAGCUAAGAUCGUCACCAUCCUCAUCAACCCUGCAGACCGAGCUUACUCUUGGUACCAGCACCAAAGAGCCCAUGAUGAUCAGGUGGCGUUGAAAUACUCUUUCCACGACGUCAUCACUGCAGGCCACGACGCUCCACUCAAACUACGGGUCCUCCAGAAUCGCUGUCUGUUGCCAGGCUGGUACGCCAUCCACCUGGACCGCUGGCUCAGCCACUACCACUCCAGCCAGCUGUUGGUCUUAGAUGGACAGAUGCUGAAGACGGAGCCCGCCUCAAUCAUGGAUAAAAUCCAGAAGUUUUUAAGCCUCACCAACAUCAUCAACUACCACAAGAUCCUAGCGUUCGAUCCUAAGAAAGGUUUCUGGUGUCAGUUGCUGGAGGGAGGGAAGACCAAGUGUCUGGGGAAGAGUAAAGGGCGCAGGUACCCUGACAUGGACGCUGAGUCCCAGGGGUUCCUCAGGGAAUACUAUAGGGAUCACAACAUUGAGCUGUCAAAGCUGCUCUACAGGAUGGGCCAGCCGCUGCCCAGCUGGCUCAGAGAGGAGCUGGUCCACACCAGGUAGCAGGCCCUCGUAAUGGGCAGCCCUACAGCUCAACACACUGAACCACUGCUUCUCCCUGCUGACGGACACAGGCCAGGCGGUCCUGAACUGUUGAAGAAUCCAAACAGUUUCGAAAGAAAUGGAAAUAAUUCGAGAGUUGAGGAUUGGACUCCACACGAGAACUCAACACUUCUACUGUGAUCUUCCCAAAUGAACUAGCAAACAGUGGAGGGCGAGAUGGAGGAGAGCACGGCUGCGUUCAGCGGCUGACAGCUCCCGCCUCGAGACACCAUUGGUACCCGAGGGUGACGCUGGCGGCCUCCACUGUGUCCUGAAGGAGGAGGGACCUUCAGUGUUUGAUAAUCACUUCCCUGCUCUUCUUUCUUCGCAUGAACUUCCUCCGGAAAAUCAGAGGGUGGGAAUCAAAAUGUCGGAAGCUUGAGCAGUCGGGAGACGUCCGCUCUGGAAAGACAGGGCGACGAACGAGAACCGCCGCUGUCUCCGGCUAUGAGUUGCGUUGUUUGGAGCUCAUGAGAACACGCUACGUAACAGUGACUAAAUAUGAGAGCCUGGUUUACUAGAGAGACAUUGGUUGCAAAUGCCUUUGAUAUAUAUGUUUUUAUGAGCGGAGAAUGGGAGAUCUGGCGUCUUGACUCAGGCUGCAUGUUGUAGCCUUACUCGAUAGGCCUUGGUAGAAUCUAGUUAUCACACUUACAAGUGCCAGGACAGAGUCUUUAUUUAACUAUUAUGACAUGGACGUCUGAGGGGUUGGUUUUACAUUUUUUAGACGUUUUCCUUUUUUUUUUUCUUUUCUCUGAUUUAAUUUGAAAGUUUCUGUAAUUCUGACAGCAAUGCGUUAUUGUAGAAUGUACCACAACUAAACAUCUUAGCUCAGUCUUCUCCCUAUAGGCCACAUGUACUGUACAGUUAGUUCAACUGUUCACCUCAGCCGCCUCUUAUGUCACUUCCAACUGAGUUGGCCGAAGCCGGAGCAGCAGGAUGGACGUCGAAAGCACAAUAUUUAAGUGAACAUUGACUCUGAGCGUAUACAGGUUACGGGAAAGCACACUCACUAACAGAACCGGCUUCUACUAUAAUCUGUGAAGAAGAUCAUAAGCUAGCUACUGUAUGUUUAAUCCAAGCACUCUGGGUCAACAGAUCCAGACAGUGUACAGAACAAGACUGCUUCUCAAAAUCCCUUUGCAGCAUGUUUUUUUUUUAAAUUGUAUAUUUUGUCUUAUAUUUUAUUUCAUUUCUUCUUCUUUUUUUGAGAGGGGGGGGGGGCUGUCUCUGGGAAAAACAUGUAAAGUUGCCAGGCAAACCGACAAUGUCCCCGUUUGGAUGUUAGGUUGUCGGUCAAGUUGUUACCACUGCAACUAGAUGUCAAGCAUAGAUAACAAGAAGCUGCUCUUACUGCAAUAGUUUUGUACAAUGUCCUGAUGUGAUAACAAAUGCACAUGUCGGUCCUUUUUAUUUCCUGACUUUGUAAUGUACAUAUUACGCAAACCCCCCCCUGGGUAGACCUAAAUUAUUGAAUGUGUUUGGGUUUAUGCUCUCCAUUGGCCCAUUCCUCUAGUGUGAAACGUCAGUGCUGUGCUGAGGGGAGUCUGGAUCAUUUCAUGUGUCGCUAAGAUUGUUUCCUCUCAUGUCCUCUCACUGCCAACUAUUGUACAGAGGUACUGAGUCUCUCCAUAUAAAGUAUUAAGUGAUAACACAUAACAGCAAUGAUGGUACUAAUCUCCUGGACUGUAUGAUAAAGAUUUGUAAUUGUUGUCAAUAAUUUUUACAGUGUAACUAAUAUUGUCGGUGCUUUUUAAUUUGCAAAUAAAACACCACUGUAUUUUUCA